AUGGUAUUCGUAUUUUUAGUUGACAGAAGUGGCUCAAUGAAAGGAAAUAAAAUGGAUAUGACUCUCGAAGCUUUGAGGCUAUUUAUAAAAAGUUUGCCUACAAAUGCAAGAUUUGAAAUCAUCAGUUUUGGUUCUAAAUAUUCAUGUAUAAGCAAAGAUGGAUAAGGUUUCAUUCACACUGAUUUGAAUAUAAAGAAGGUUAAAAAAGAGAUUGCAUAAAUGACUGCUAAUCUUGGUGGAACUAACAUACAUGAUCCCCUAGAACAUGCAAUUAAAAGACUAUUCAUUAAAAUUAAUCCUUCAUUACUUGAAUCAUUAAUAAAAAAGGAAAGAGAUGCAAUGAUAAAUUCUCCGAUUGAACCAAAAGGCUUAGAGAAGAUUAGAAAAAUUUUCCUACUAACUGAUGGCGCUGUCAAUAAUCCUAAUGCUUAAGUAUCUUGUCAAAGAACUGGCAAGAGCUGGCAGAGGUUCAUAUUCUUUUGUUGA
Molecule: messenger RNA, 486 nt
Organism: Stylonychia lemnae
Lineage: Eukaryota; Ciliophora; Spirotrichea; Sporadotrichida; Oxytrichidae
Source: the annotation of a GenBank genome assembly